CACCACAUUCACUUCACUAUCUUUAGGUAAUGACUAUGUCCUUCAUUUGUCUCUUUCUCAAACCUUCUCCACCUUCUCUUUUCUAUAAUACUCUUCCCUCUUACACCACAUUCCUCAUAUUCACCCCAAUAACAAUUCAUACUCCACCAUGGAAUUCAGCUGCCCAGAAGAUUCCAAAACCUCCAGCGACGAAAUCGAUCGCUCAGCAGCGGAGCAGAAUGAUGACAUGGGCACUGGCAGAUCCUACGAGUGUGUCUUUUGUAAGAGAGGCUUCACCACUGCACAGGCUUUGGGUGGACACAUGAACAUACACAGAAAAGAUAGGGCCAACAGGACCAAACCUUCCACUUCAACCAAGCUUGAUGACACCAAUACCUAUGCAGAUCUCGGGUUAUACUCGGCCUCAAAUCCCAGCUAUCUUUCAAGAGGGACUUACUAUUCCACUCUUCCUGAUUCAGAGGUAGACCUCAAUUACAACUACUACCAUCACUUAUAUUUUCCCUCACACGCUUCUGCUGCCAAAUCACCUUCACAUGUACAAUACAGUGAGGUUUUCUGUGUUGAGAACCAAAGGGAUCCUCACCUUCUGUUUGGACAAGAUUGGAGACAAAAGGGUUUGACUUUCUACACCAAUCCCUUAUGUGUACAUGGAAAUAAAGACAAGAUAGAAAACAACACUGAAGAGGACGAUCUGGAUUUGGAGCUUAGACUUGGUCAUCAUCCUUAACAUAAUAUAUACAUAACUAUGGGAAUUAUAAGGUAUGGCUUUUGGGCCUAUAUAUAUAUAUAUAUGUGUGUGUGUUUGUGUGUGUUUAUGGCGUGCAAUUGUAUAGAAAGAUGGGUUGGAAGUUGGAAGAAGAAAGAAGAAAGAAGCAAGAUUUCUAGCAUGAAGGUGGUUAUCGGAUUUCUGAUGAGGGAAGGUACUCAAGAUUUACGUUUUCAAUGUCUAGAGAAGAAAGUAUAUAUAUAUAUCUAGGGUUCUAUCAGAAGCUCUUAACUAUGUGAAUGUUUUUCUGCUACUGUUUAAUUUACUUAAUUCACGUAUGCAUAUCUACAUGCCUGUCGCAAGGGAAAUUAGGUUAUAUGCGUGGGCUUUUUUUAAUUUUUAGGGAAAUAAAAGUCUCUAUCUCUAUGCA
This is a messenger RNA of Vigna angularis (adzuki bean), 1136 nucleotides long. RefSeq names its product transcriptional regulator SUPERMAN. The record is from RefSeq and is a predicted model, not a curated record. The transcript has a single exon. Lineage: Eukaryota; Viridiplantae; Streptophyta; Magnoliopsida; Fabales; Fabaceae. Bases 149 to 727 code for a protein of 192 amino acids.